AUGGGUUUGGUUAUUGGAAAGUUAUGGCGAAGGCUUAUGAGCAGAGAAGAAGUCAAGAUCAUACUUGUCGGUUUGGAUAAUGCCGGAAAGACAACUGUGCUGUAUAAAUUACUGUUAAACGAAGUGGUGGUUACAACACCGACUAUCGGCUCCAACGUUGAGGAAAUAACUUAUAAGAAUAUUCGCUUCCUAAUGUGGGAUCUGGGUGGUCAAGACGCACUGAGAUCGACAUGGAAAACUUACUACGUAAAGACGAAAGCUGUCAUCAUGGUUAUUGACAGUACCGAUAAAAACAGAUUACAUAUCUCCAGGAAUGAACUACAUACGAUGCUGGAAGAUGAAAACUUGAAAAAUGCAGCGUUGCUUGUGUUUGCUAACAAGCAAGAUAUGACUGGGGCAUUGUCUGCAGCGCAAAUAUCCGAAGCAUUGAAUCUAACAGGACUUCGAGAUCGACAAUGGCACAUACAAGCUUGUUGUGCACUGACCGGUGAUGGUCUAUUUGAAGGCUUGGAUUGGAUUGUCGCCCAGAUAGAAGAAGGGGGGAAUUGA
Molecule: messenger RNA, 549 nt
Organism: Paraglomus occultum
Lineage: Eukaryota; Fungi; Glomeromycota; Glomeromycetes; Paraglomerales; Paraglomeraceae
Source: the annotation of a GenBank genome assembly